Messenger RNA from Neurospora hispaniola, 820 nucleotides. Its product is annotated as Mss4-like protein. The coding region runs from base 61 to 474 and encodes 137 amino acids. The transcript has 3 exons. The record is from RefSeq and is a predicted model, not a curated record. NCBI's taxonomy places the organism in Eukaryota, Fungi, Ascomycota, Sordariomycetes, Sordariales, Sordariaceae. Gene Ontology annotation, molecular function: carbon-sulfur lyase activity.
CAUCUUCCUCAACUCAAAGCCUUUUAAUUUUUCCAACUCAAACCCCCCACACCCGCCAACAUGCCUCUCACCGGUCACUGCCUUUGCAAGGCUGUCACUUACACCGUCAAGGACACCGAAGAGCCCCUCCUCACUGCCUAUGAUCACUGCGAUGACUGCCAGCGUCAGUCCGGCUCUACCUACUCCCUCGUUGCCGUAGUCCUCAAGGACAAGCUCGAGGUCAACGGUCCCGUCAAGAAGUGGAAGGGUACCGCCGACUCCGGCAACGCCGUCUGGCGCUGGUUCUGCGAGGAGUGCGGCUCUCCCAUCGCCCACGAUCCCGAGGCUGCUCCUGAGAUCAUUGCCCUCAAGGGUGGUUCGCUGUCGACUGAGAUCAAGAAGACUCUCAAGCCUGACACCGAGAUCUGGACCAAGAGCAAGCUCCCCUUCUGCCAGGAGCACUUGGCGAAGCCCUUCGAGGGCAUGCCCCAGUAAAUGGAGUGGCUCGGGGCUUUGUUUAUCAGUGAAUCAGAUCCAUGGGGGGGGGGGGGGGGGGGGGGGGGGCGUUUGAAAGAUGUGAGAAAUGAGAUACCUUGGGCGAGCGAUCGGUUUUGGGAUAGCAUACUAGAUCUCGGAACCGAGGAUGGUGACGGCGGCGGCGGCGUAGAUUAUGAAUUGAAAUUCAAGCACAUAUGAAAAGAAAACUUUGUACAAGGUUUUGGUGUACAAAGAGAAGUGAUGAUGAUGAACAUAGUGAUGGGCAAGUUAAGUAUGUACUAUAAGUGAAUAUGCGGUGAGCCAAUUCCCACCACGAAGCAUGGAGAAAAUAUGGAAACAGACU